AUGGAGGCUUCGGUAUUGUCGGACGCAGGAAGCGACGAAACGCGUAACGGUGAAGCCAAGCAGAGCGAGACGAGUGGAAGCGAAGGUGGAGAGCAAGAGACGCAGAGGGACGGACAGGAAAAUCAGGAGGAGGACAGAGGCGGGGUGAGAGGAGACGGGGCGAGAGGAGACAGUUCGGAGCCGCAUUUGCUGACCAUCGAGGAGGCGACGAUGCGAGUAAGGGCCAUUGCGCAGGAGAUCGCAUUUCCUGAGCGACGAAGGGGACGUGGAAGGGGCUACGGCGGAAGGAGUCGGGUUCGCGGAAGGGCGGAGCGGAGUGGGGCGGGACUGGGGGAAGGAGGAGCGGAGGAAAGAAGAGAAACGGAGGAGAAGCAAAGAAGUGAGGAGGAGCGAAACGAAGAGGAGAGGACACGAGAGGAGGACGAUGGAACUGAGAAGAAGAAAGGAGAAGACGAGAAUUCGCGAAACCUGGAGCAAGAAAGGGCUGGGGCAGACGGGGUGGGAGGCGACGGGAUGGUCGGCCGUGCGGAGCAACAGAAAGAGGGGAAUGUAGCGGUAUUGGAGCAAGAAAGAGCGAGAGCCAUAGAGCGCCUUAGGCUGCUCUACCACAUAUGCUACAUGGCGGAAGCUGCCAGGAAGCUGGGCUUGGACGGGUCGGCGGCGGCGUUUGUCCCGUUGUGCAGGGAGCUGGCCAAUGACAGCGAGCCUGAGAUCCGCCAGACGCUCGCUGAGCAGAUCCCACAGCUGCUGCGCGCAUAUGCCCCGGCGGGCAGCAGGGCGCGCGGGGCACUGAUGGAGCUCAUGGACGUGGCGAACCUGCUGCUGCUGGACGAGGCUGAGGAGGUGCAAGUGGCGAUGGAGGGUGGCUAUGUGGCAAUGAUGGCGUACGGUGUAGAGGAGGACGCAGCGGUGGAGGCGAUGCUGCUUGAUGCCCUCCUGCGCCUCGCGCUGCUGCCGCACUCCCAACCUGCUCGCGUCUGCGCUGCCUCUGUACUGGUGCGCUGUGCAGCGGUGAUGAGUCGCCCCCUCUUUGAGCACCGAGCCGUGCCGCACCUGCUUGCGCUCGCUGCUGACGUGCACUUCCAAGUCAGAAAGGCUGUAGCAGAGGGCUUGGCGCAGUGCUGCAGGGCCAUGGGGGCCAAUGCUGCAUGCCUGGACGGCUCUCUGCUACCCCUGUUCGCCUCGCUCUGUUCCGACACAUCCUGGGCCGUGCGAGUGGCGUGUGCAGAGGGCAUAGUGGCAGUGGCAGAGGCGGCUGUUGCUCUCACGCCCAAGGCAGCCGCUGCUGGUGAGAUGGAGAGUGCAAACGCUGCAGCACAGGGGCUUGAAGCUGCAAGUGAUUUGUCAAGAGAAGCUGCACCUGCUACUGAGGAAGUCAGUAUGGGGGAUGUGGGGCUCGCAGGAGAGACAAGGGUGCAGGGUGGUGGGAUGGUGUCUGGAGCGGUGCGGCACGGUGGAAUGGGGUCUGAGAGUUGGGGGGAGAUUGAAGAAGUGCGGGAGACUAGGGAGGAAGCGGGUAAGCUUGAACCAUCAGCGUGGGUGCGGGAGGCAGCCCUUCAAAUGCUGGGGCCGCUGCUCUCCGUGCUGCGCGGCGCUGACAUGCGGGUGGAGAGCAGGGGCGCUGACAUGCGGGACCUGGUGCACAUGUUUACGAGCAUGGCACAGCCAGUGCCCAUGGGCGAUGAUGGCGAUGCUGAUGCUGAUGCUGAUGCUGAUGCUGACGACGACCGCCUGCCGCUCUACUGCGCCUUCAACUUCCCAGCGGUGGUGGUGGGGCUGGGCCCAUCGCGCUGGUGGGAGCUGGAGGCAGCAUACGCCCACCUGCUCGCCUCGCCCCAUCUGGCGGUGCGGCGCACACUGGCGUGUCACGUGCAUGAGCUGGCGGGGCUGCUGGGGCCAGCCAUCACCGUGCGCUGCCUGCUUCCGGCUCUGGAGGCGAUGGUUUGCGACGAAGACGAGGUGCGCAUGGCUCUGGUGCCCACAUUCACGGCCUUCAUGGCGUGUCUGCCCGCCUCCCACCGCCCUCACUGCGCGCGCCUGCUGCCACGCCUGCUGUGGCGCCAGGGGCUCACGCCCCAGGAGGUCCACGCUCAGGAGAUGGCAGCUCAGCGCGCUGCAGAGGCUGCAGAGGCUGCAGAGGCUGCAGCAUUAGCAGCGGCAGCUGCAUCAGCCGAGGGCGGAGAACGAAGGGAGGGAGGAGAGAGAAGUGAAGGAGAGGGGAUUGAGGGAGGAGAGGGAGGAGGGGGGGGAAGUGAGGGGGAAGAGGGUUGUGCGUCAGAAGCAGUGCCUUGUGCUGCUGGAGGCGCAGAGGGAGCGGGGAGGAGACCAGAGGGACUCGUGAUUGCUCCCUUGGACCCGAGUGCGCAUGUGGGAAGCUGCCUUGCAGAGAGUCCUGUGGCACCACGCCCCUCUGAAGAGGGACUCGUUAUAAGUAGUGGUGUGAUCCAGGAGGCAAGUGGAGAUGGUGAGGAGUAUGUGGAUAGCCCUCGGUACCCACCGCCGCCAAGGAGCCUCGUGGGUGGUGCUGCGGAUGGGGCUGUUGAGGGUGGGAGUAACACGUGUGACAGUGGCGAGAGAGAGGUAAAUCCAUGUGACAUUAACGAGGGGGAGCGGCUGGAAGCUGGGCAGGGUGGUGAGGGAAAGGAGGCGAGGGAGGAGGCGAGGGAGGAAGUGAGAGAGGAGACGAGGGAGGAAGUGAGGGAGGAGGCGAGGGAGGAAGUGAGGGAGGAGGCGAGGGAGGAGGCGCGGGAGGAGGCGAGGGAGGAGAGCGGUGGGCUGUGGGCGAAGAUAGUGAGUGGGCUGGGUGGCCUUGGCACAGGCGGUUGGCUGGGGGAGGUGGCAUUUGGGGGAGGCGUGGAGGUUAAGGGUGGGGAGGUGUCAUUGGGGGGUGGUGUGGAUGGUGGUGGCGGGGAGGUGGCAUCUGAAGCGGGAGUGGAUGGUGGUGGAGGGGAGGUGGGGCGUGAGUCUGCAAGGCGGAGUGUGGAGGGGGGUGAGGGGCGUGGUGAUGAUAGUUUGAAUGAAGGGAGUGAGAGCAGUAGUACUAGUGGUAAUGGUGUGAUAGCGGGUAGUGAGAGUAAUGGGGAUAGGUUGAGCGAGGGGAGUGGGAGAGGGAACGAGGGGAACGGGGCAGAGGGAGAAGAAGGAGCAGUGGGGACAGAAAGGGCAAAUGGGGCAGAGGGGGCAGAGGCAGCAGAAGAAACGGAGAGGAAAGUGCAGGGGUCGCAGGCUGAGUUGAGAGGGGACCAGGGGGAGCUUGAGGAAGACGAAUGCAGGGCGGACGACAGAUCUAUGGGAGAGGAAGGAACGCAGAGAAGGGAGCAGGAACAAGGCAACAGAGAAGGGGGGAAUGGAGGAGGAGGAGGAGGAGGAGGAGGAGGAGGAGGAGGAGGAGGAGGAGAAGGGAAGGAUGUGGAGGAGGGACCAAAUCAUGAUAGUCCCAUGAGGAAGCUCGAGGAGGAGUCUAACCAGUCUACCGUGCGCAUCCACGUGGCGGCAGCGGAUUCGCCGAGGCCGCUGGUGCUGGGCGGCAGCAACCCGAGUGUGCAGGUGCAGCUGAGGCCGCUCCCCAGCCGCAACCGCGUGCGCCCGCAGAUGAGGGUGGCCGGCAGAGAGAGCUCCUGGCACCUGCGCCUCGCUGCUCUCAGGUGGGCGGCUGUAUGUAUGUUGGCAGCUGUGCUCAGGGGGGCGGUGAAAGUGAGCCAAGCGUCAGGAGUGGCGCAGCUGUUGCCGCCCAACAGUGCCGCCCUGCCUCUCCUCAUCGACCUCGCUCUCUCCCUCUGCAGGGAUAGAAUCGCCACGGUGCGGGAGGAGGCAGCCACACAGCCUCGUGCAACUGACUUGUAUGUUUCCGAGCCUCACGGUGGUCCGGGCAGCAGCACAGUGCAUGGAGGGGGUGAAGCCAGAAGCGGGGAUGGGGGCAACAAUAGCAGGGAGAGCAAGGGCAGAAGUGCGCAGGGGGGUGCGGAGGAUGGGGUGCAUGAACGCGGAGUGGCCACUGGCAACAGGCACCAUCAUAAUUGCAAGCACCUGCAUGCCUCUGCUGGCAAUUCGGCUGCUGUGAAACCCCAUGAUGCGGCUGUGAAGGGCGUCCAUCCCCACCCUGCCUCUCACCCAGAUGCCCAUCCAUCCGCUCCUCCUCCUCCCCUUGACUCGGAUGCAUCUGCCUCCGAGGCUCUCCUCGCUGCCUUGGCCCACCUGGCCUCAAGUCGCAACUUCCGCGACCGACAAACGUACUUUCUUCUCUCCCCAUCUCUCCCCUCAUCUCCCCUCCUCGUCCUCCUUUCCUCUUGCCUCUCCUCCUCUCCCCUCUCUCCCCUCAUCUCUCUCAUCUCCCCUCAUCUCCCCUCCUCGUCCUCCUUUCCCCUCGCCCCCCCUCCUCUUCCCUCUCUCCCCUCAUCUCUCUCAUCUCCCCUCAUCUCCCCACCUCGUCCUCCUUUCCCCUCGCCUCCCCUCCCCUCCCCUCUCUCCCAUCAUCUCCCUUAUUUCCCCUCAUCUUUCUUUGUCCCCCCUUGUUUCGGCUCGUCCCUUCUUUCCAUCAAUCUUGUUGAUCUCCCCAUUUUUUUUGCUUUGCCUUUAUGGUUAGGUUCGGCAUAG
Messenger RNA from Closterium sp. Naga37s-1, 4593 nucleotides. NCBI's taxonomy places the organism in Eukaryota, Viridiplantae, Streptophyta, Zygnematophyceae, Desmidiales, Closteriaceae. The record is from the annotation of a GenBank genome assembly.